CAUGAACAGUUUUGUAAAUGAUAUUUUUGAAAGAAUCGCUGCUGAAGCUUCCCGUUUAGCUCAUUAUAAUAAACGUUCUACAAUUACAAGCAGAGAAAUUCAAACCGCCGUACGUUUAUUACUUCCUGGAGAAUUAGCUAAACACGCUGUCAGUGAAGGUACCAAAGCUGUUACUAAAUACACAAGUUCUAAGUAAUCAGAACGCUUCAUCUAUUAAUUAUAACAAACGGUUCUUUUCAGAACCACAA
This is a messenger RNA of Diabrotica virgifera virgifera (western corn rootworm), 248 nucleotides long. RefSeq names its product histone H2B. Gene Ontology annotation, molecular function: protein heterodimerization activity; structural constituent of chromatin; DNA binding. Bases 2 to 196 code for a protein of 64 amino acids. The record is from RefSeq and is a predicted model, not a curated record. Lineage: Eukaryota; Metazoa; Arthropoda; Insecta; Coleoptera; Chrysomelidae. The transcript has a single exon. Gene Ontology annotation, cellular component: nucleosome.